Messenger RNA from Juglans regia (Persian walnut), 1081 nucleotides. Its product is annotated as quinone oxidoreductase PIG3-like. The record is from RefSeq and is a predicted model, not a curated record. NCBI's taxonomy places the organism in Eukaryota, Viridiplantae, Streptophyta, Magnoliopsida, Fagales, Juglandaceae. Gene Ontology annotation, molecular function: oxidoreductase activity.
AUGAAGGCUAUAGUGAUAAGCGCUCCGGGAGGCCCAGAAGUGCUCCAUCUACGAGAGGUGGGAGACCCCGAACUUCGAGACGAGGACGUUCUGAUCAACGUCGCCGCCGCCGCUCUGAACCGAGCUGAUACCUUUCGGAGGAACGGCUCUCAUCCACCUCCUCCCGCUGGUGCUAGUCCCUAUCUGGGUAUCGAAUGCUCCGGCACCAUCCUGGCCGUCGGAAAAAACGUUUCACGCUGGAAAAUCGGCGAUCAGGUGUGCGCUCUUCUCAAUGGGGGAGGAUAUGCUGAGAAAGUGGUUGUUCCAGCUACACAAGUUCUUCCUAUCCCACCUGGAGUUUCUUUGGAGGAUGCUGCUAGUCUCCCUGAGGUGGCGUGUACUGUUUGGUCCACUGUUUUUAUGAUAAGUCAGCUAUCUGCUGGGGAAACAUUCUUGGUCCAUGGGGGCUCCAGUGGUAUUGGUACAUUUGCAAUUCAGAUAGAAUACCAAGGAGCACAAGUGUUUGUCACAGCAGGGAGUGAAGAAAAACUAGCUGUUUGUAAGGAUCUUGGAGCUGAUGUGUGUAUCAAUUACAAGACCGAGGACUUUGUUGUCCGAGUGAAGCAAGAAACAGAAGGGAAAGGUGUUGAUGUUAUUCUGGAUCAUAUUGGAGCAGCCUAUUUUCAGCGAAACCUUGACAGCUUAAAUGUUGGUGGGAGGCUUCUUCUUAUCAGCAUGAUGGGUGGGGCAGCUACAGAAAUAAAUCUUAGCAGUUUGCUUGCUAGGUGUCUCACAGUGAAAGCUUCUCGCUUGCGAUACAGAAGUCCAGAAAAUAAAGCAGCGACCAUUAAUGAGGUGGAGAAGAAUGUUUGGCCUGCUAUCAUCGCAGGAAAGGUCACACCUGUGGUCUACAAAUCCUUCCCAUUAUCUGAAGCGGCAGAGGCUCACCGGCUUAUGGAAAGUAGCAAGCAUAUUGGGAAGAUACUUCUUGUUCCAUGACAGAAUGAUCAGUUCUCCUCUCUUAAAUGAGUAUGGCUUUAAGACCUUUGGGAUGUGUAUAUGUGAUGUUCGAAUAUCUGCUACAACUGAUGCAUAUUUUUUG